CAAGAACAGCGAGGAGUGAGUGUUCCCUUUCAACUCUGACCACAGCUGUUGCUGCAGAGGGCGCCUGCUAGUUUGGGCGAGAAGAGGGGAUCGAUGGAGCGUUUCGGCGUGCUGGGCACGCGGCUGGGCCUGGACACCGGCGGCGGGGGAGAAUUGCCGCCGGGGUUCCGGUUCCACCCGACGGACGAGGAGCUCAUCACCUACUACCUCCUCCGCAAGGCCGUGGACGGCAGCUUCUGCGGCCGCGCCAUCGCCGAGAUCGACCUCAACAAGUGCGAGCCAUGGGAGCUCCCGGACAAGGCUAAGAUGGGGGAGAAGGAGUGGUACUUCUACAGCCUCCGCGACCGCAAGUACCCGACGGGCCUGCGCACCAACCGCGCCACGGUGGCCGGCUACUGGAAGGCCACCGGCAAGGACCGCGAGAUCCGCAGCGGCCGCACCGGCGCGCUGGUGGGCAUGAAGAAGACGCUCGUCUUCUACCGCGGGCGAGCCCCCAAGGGCCAGAAGACGCACUGGGUCAUGCACGAAUACCGCCUCGAGGGCACCUACGCCUAUCAGUACCUCCAAAACUCCACGAGGGACGAGUGGGUGAUCGCGAGGGUGUUCCAGAAGCCCGGCGAGGUCCCGCCGUCCCGCAAGCAACGCCUCGGCCUCAGCAGCGCCGGCGGCGAGUCCUGCUUCUCCGACUCCACCUCCGCCUCCAUCGGCGGCGGCGGCGGCGGCGCGUCCGCGUCGUCCGCGCCGCGCCCGCUCCUGACGGACGCCUCCUCGCUGUUCGCGGCGGCCGCCGACAGCGGUUCCUACUGCGGCGCUGCCAGCGCCAACGGCAACAACGUGGUCACCGGCCGUGAGCUCGUGCCCUGCUUCUCCACUACCACCGGCCCCCAGGAUGCCCCCCUCGGCAUCGGGCUGCCGUACAACCCGGCCCCGCUGGCCUUCGAGCCGCCGCCGCCGCCGGCCUUCUUCCCGAACCUGCUCUCCCUGCAGGACAACCUCCAGCUGCCGCUGGUCCUCUCCGGCGGCCUGUCCGCGGGCGCCUCGACGCUGGGCCCGCUGGGCGGCGGGGGCCUCCACUGGCCCGCCGGCAUGGAGGUGAAGGUCGAGGGCCGCGCGGCGCCGCGGAUGGCCGUCGGCCCCGGCCAGCUCGACGGCGGCUUCGGCUGGGGCUUCUAGCUGCACACACCACCACCAAUUGGGCCACCACUAAAUGGAUGCCCUGUGGUUGUGUAAUCAAGUAUCCUAGCGAACGAUCAAGUAAUCGUGCUGUGCUCGUGUUAAGAACCUAAUUAGCUGCUAUGUGGUAUCGUUAUUCUGAUGUAACUGUGUUUAUCCUCUCGUGGUCUCUAACUGCAGUAGCAGGAUGUGACUGACCAUGGAUUAGUAAGAUUAAUCAGUCAGUAGGUAAGUGAGGUCAAGUCUUCUAGCUAGCUUUAUUGAUGUGCACUAGUGUGAUCGGACUAGUUAAUGUCCGUGCUGUACGGACCUGUGGGAUUUGACGUGUUGCUCCUGUAGAAUCCAUGA
This is a messenger RNA of Panicum hallii, 1521 nucleotides long. Its product is annotated as protein CUP-SHAPED COTYLEDON 1-like. The transcript has 4 exons. The coding region runs from base 94 to 1173 and encodes 359 amino acids. Lineage: Eukaryota; Viridiplantae; Streptophyta; Magnoliopsida; Poales; Poaceae. Gene Ontology annotation, molecular function: DNA binding. The record is from RefSeq and is a predicted model, not a curated record. Gene Ontology annotation, biological process: regulation of DNA-templated transcription.